ACAGAGGAUGUUAUUUCACGUGCUGCGGUUGUAUUUCCGCAUAUUAAUUAGUAUCUCCAGUUGUAGAAUAGUAGAAUGAACAGCCUAAAAUGUGAACCAGCUCUGAGGACAUUCAGACAGAAACGUUUUAUACAAUGCAUGUACGCUGUAGGGUUCCUGGAUCUUUUUGGCGUCAGUAUGAUCAUCCCCUUACUAAGCCAUCAUGUCAAGUCCCUUGGAGCAAGUCCAUCAAUAGCAGGAAUAGUAGGUUCCAUAUAUGGCAUCCUUCAACUUUUUUCCAGCACAUUAGUAGGCUGCUGGAGUGAUGUUGUUGGAAGACGAUACUCUUUGUUGGCAUGCAUUUUACUAAGUGCGUUGGGUUAUGGCCUGCUUGGCCUCUCCACCAACAUAGUGUUAUUUAUAGUGGCAAGAAUUCCAGUGGGAAUCUUCAAGCAUUCCCUUUCCAUCUGCAAAGCUCUUCUAUCAGAUCUGGUUUCUGAGAGUGAGCGCCCCCUGGUGAUGGGACAUUUCAACGCAGCUUCCAGUGUGGGGUUUGUUCUCGGCCCAGUUGUGGGUGGCUACCUCACAGAACUCAAGGGAGGGUUCUACAUAUCCUCUUUUAUUUGCAGUUCAAUUUUUAUUUUAAAUGCAGGUCUGGUGUGGGUGUUACCAUGGAAGGACUUUAUCCAAGAGCACAAGUGCAUCAGUAAAGACAACGAUAUCAGUAAUGCCACAAAGAAAGAACAUUCCAGGGAUAUCUCAAAUGGCAAGUCGGUCAAUGUGUCAACUGUAACAUCCUUAAAAAGUUUUCUCCAGCCUGCGUGUGAUCAGGUUGUGUCAGUGCUGCAGAAGAUCAGAGUAGUGGCCUGCUCUGACAUGUGGGAUGUGUUUUUGGUCCGUCUCCUCAUGGCUCUGGCUGUAAUGCUCUACUACAGUAACUUCGCAUUGGCGCUUGAAGAAAGAUUUUCAUUGAAACCAAAGAUGACUGGCUAUCUGAUUAGCUACAGCAGCACACUUGGAGCUCUUGCUGGGAUUUUGAUUGGACCAAUGACAAAGCUCUAUCACAACAAUAUGUAUUUGAUGCUGUUGCAUUCAAGUAUCCUCACUUGUUCCCUGAUGUUUAUAUAUGCAGCAGCUACCACAGUGUGGCUGGUUGUACUGUGCUCCACAUUUUUUGCCGUCUCCACGACUGUCGGUCGAACCUGUAUUACAGAUCUGGAACUGAGGCAAGGUGGGACCCAGGCUAGUGGUACUUUAAUAGGAGCUGGACAGUCUGUUACAGCAGUGGGUCGAGUUUUUGCUCCUUUGGUCUCAGGAUUGGCACAGGAGUUCAGUCCGUGUGGUCCCCCAAGCCUAGGAGCUGUGUUGGCUUUAGCAGCUGUGUUGCUAAUGGUCUUCAGAAUACCCCAUGACACUAAAUGUGAAAAAAACGAUUAAGUAGGCAGGAGUAGAGAUAUGAUUGUAAUGAAAGGUCUGAUAUAUGGUUGACACAAUCAUUCAUUAUCGUGGUAUUAUAGUAACUUUUUUUUGUCUUGAUUUUUCUGAAACAUUAGCGAUGAUCGGAUAAUCGAUGAUAAUGGUGCUUCCAACAUAUAAAGCUAAAAGGGAUCAAUGCCACCGCUACCUAGAUUUGUGUUCCUUUGACUUCUUGUGGACAACCAGUUUGUCCAUGAAGAGAGGCUGAGCAUCAGAAAAUUACUUCAGUCCUGCCUCUAGUCGGAGAGAACAGUGCUAGGCUUCAUUUUAAAAAGCCAUCAAUCAAUACCAGAAAAAGAGUAUAUAAAAAAGAAAAAACAGGAUUUAUGAUAAUUGUGUUUAUCAUGAUCGUCUACGUCUGGAUAACGUGGAAACUGAAGUGCACAAUUUGAGAUUAAAACUGCAGAAGAAAGGUAUGUCUCAAUAAGGAUUGACCUUUAUGGUAUCUUUUUUUGAGCUUGAACUGAAUAAAAAGAGGAUCCCCUAGCAGCUACAGCGCCGUAACAGUAAAGAAUAUCUGUUUUGGGUUGCUUUUUUAGGGCUGUCCUGAGCAGGUAUUGAGAGUUUAUUCAGCAUCCUGCCUUUUUACAAAGGCAUUAUUAGUUAUUACAGUAAUACAAAUGAUGUCAUUUCUUCAUCUUUUUAUAAGAUCUUUAAUUUUUCUCACAAACUAAACAACCAGAUUUCUUUGUUUGUUGAUCAUUUUAUUGUAAUACUUGUGAAUAAUUGAUAAUAUUAGAAAUAAGUGCAAUAAAUAAACUAUUAAGGACAAUAAAGGUGCAAUAUUAAGUGUAUUUUUUAGUUAUACAUUAAUUUAUUAGAUUACAAAAUACCAAGAGAAACAUAUGCAUGUCCCUUUGUUAUUUUCCUAUCUUACUUACUGUACACAUACAAAUUGUGAAUUAAGAAGUGUAGAGAAUUAAUCAAGAGUUCAAUUUAUCAUCAACAUAAAUAUUUGACUUAAGGAGAAAUUAAACUAAAGUUAUUUUUAUGUUGUAAGAGGUACAAUUGUAAAGGUCUGGUGUGUAUAUUUGUUUUCUUUUUUAUAUAUUUUGGGGGGAUUUUGUUUUGUGAUGUUUAAUUGUAUGUGUUCUUGUAUUAAGAAAAAGUGAACAUAUUGUAAUUUCAAAGAGUUUUAUUCUUGUUGAAGAUAAUGUUUGUUUAAUUUUUAAAAGUAUGAAACAGGUCUGCAAAUUUUAAAUACAAACAUUUCUGUUAUCUUUUUUUCUGUUAUAAAAGUUGUAUUAUACUAUGGUAAAGCUAUAAAAUGGACCACUUAAGGUGACUGCAUAGAAAUUGGGGUUACUUGGAUUCAAGAACAUUCAGAAACGAGUAAAUGUGGACUUUCAAAGGGGUUGAGAGCUGUUUUCUGUAUCUAAUCUGUGAGUUGUAUCAACUACUUAAUUCUCCCACAUAAGAAGGUAGAUCUUACUAUGGCAGAAUUCCAUUUGUGUUUUCAUUUUCAUAAUCAUGAAAUAAUCCCUCUCUCUUUUAAAGUGGUUUUAGCAAACCUGGUUUUAGCACCUGGAGAGUGAAAAUGUCCCGAUCCUUCAACUGCCAUACUUACCUGUCAUCAACCAGCUAGAUGCUUUACCUCAUGCUUGACAUGCUUUCUGUCAGUAACAUACUUUGAGACUGAAGACACUGCUGAAUGUAAAUGAACUAGAAAUAGUAACACACCUCCUGAAAGUAAGGCAAGAAAAAAAUUCAUAAUCUACUUUAUAAUGUUUUAACAUUAAAAUACAUGUUUCUAAUAUUUAGUUAAAAACAACCACUUCCACAGCUUUUGAAAUAUUAUUUUCCUUUUUGUAUAGUACUUGGUGCACUUUUAUUUGUACAGAUAUGUUUAUUGUUACAUUUUCUUUGACAGGUUUUGUCUUUGCAAACCAUUGUUUUUUACUAGUUGCAUUAUGCAUGUAUGACCACUAGAUGGAAGCAAAUUACUACUGCUGCAUUUUAAAGUCCAUAUCUCACAUAGAAAAUCAUUUUUGGCUUUGGGGUUGUACUUGGUUUAUUUUCACAAUGACCAAGAAAUUAAAUCUCCAUGAUCAAUUUUAGAGCACUGAGAGAUGUAAAACUAUCAAUAAUUCCGGUAAAUACCGACAACGCACUGGAGAUGCUCGAAGUAGGCGUGACUAGGGGAACACAUACCGGGAACAGCUGAGAGAUAUACAUGGCUUCAGACUGUGAAAGCCAUCUUACGAUUUUCUCUGACGUUUUGAGUAGUCUGUAUUACAAUAAGGACAGCGGGAGUGUGGUGUGUAAUGAAAGAAAUUGUGGGGAGGAAGAAUAAGUGGUUUGAAGCCCGAACCUCCAACAGGAGAAAAUAAACACGCUGGCAUGAGCGACACGCCCCCUUGUCUGCAGGCCAGCAAUUCUGAAUGUUGUUCUUGUAUACAGUUAACCCCGGGUAGCAGUUCAUUUAUGGCAAUAAAAAAGCUGUGCUCAUGUUUACUUUCUAUGGGUAGUUUUGGGCCACGGAGUCUUUUGUUUCAAAAUUGUUUAAGGCUGUUAACAUUGUUUUUUUUACAGUAUUGCGGUUUCUAAAUGGUUCCGCUGUUGUCGGGAAAAUAAAUCAAUGGUCACCUGAUGAUUGUCUUCGUGAAUAGCUGUCUUUGUAAAGGUCUGCGUAUGUUUGUGAACUUUUUUUUUACCUACCAGAAACCAACAAACAAAAGUUUUAGUCUCCGUGUUCCGUGUUGUACGAAGUGAUCAUUGCAUUGUGCACUGAUGAACUCAUUGAUUUUAAAGUACUUUUUUUUCAUGCAAUGCAUGCCCUUGCAUCUAUCUGAGGUGAAAUGUACUUUUUGACACAGUUUAACCAUCGCGAAAUAGGCCUGUAUGUAUGAUCGUUUUGUUUAUGCCAUAGGCAUAUAUAUUUGUGCAUGUUUAUGGUUUACAGUUACAGCGCAAAAGUGUAUAUAUAUAUAUAUAUAUAUAUAUAUAUAUAUAUAUAUACAGUGCUGUGAAAAAGUAUUUUUCACAUUGUAUUUGGUCUGAUUUUUUGUGGGUUGUAGUAGUAUAUAGAGGGAGUCUAAGAGAAAAAAUGAAACCAAAGUUUGAUGCUUCUUUCAUUUGUUUGGUGUGCAAGAUAAUCAAACAUGCAAUCUUCAGGUGUGAAAAAGUUAUUGCCCUCCCUAGUUAACUCAACCCAAUUAAAGGGCUAAUUAGGGUCAGCCGUUUGAGUACUUUGGUUAACAACCAGGCCUGAUUUCGGCCAGCCCUGCCCAACAUAAAUCUGACUAACUUUCGCCCUUACCAUCAGAGUGAAGUUGUCAGCACACAGGUUCUAGAGGCACAUCAUGCCACGAACAAAAGAAAUUCCUGCAGACCUCCGUUAAAAAGUUGUUGAUGCCUAUCAGUCUGGAAAGGGCUAUAAAGUCAUUUCUAAGGCUCUGGGGCUCCACCGAACCACAGUCAGAGCCAUAUUGUCCAAAUGGAGAACGUUUGGGACAGUAGUGAAUCUUCCCAGGAGUGGCCGUCCUGCCAAAAUCUCUCCCAAGAGCAAGGCGUAAAAUCGUCCAGGAAAUCACAAAGAACCCUAGAACAACAUCCAGGCAUCUGCAGGCCUCUCUCGCCUCGGCUAAGGUCAGUGUUCAUGACUCCACCAUCAGAAAGACACUGAGCAAAAAUGGGAUUCAUGGCAGAGUAGCAAGGCGGAAACCAUUACUCACUAAGAAGAACAUGAAUGCUCGUCUCAAGUUUGCCAAAAAGCACCUGGAUGAUCCUCAAGUUCUGGAACAAAGUUAUAUGGACAUGAGUCAAAAGUGGAACCUCAUACCAACGGUCAAGCAUGGUGGUGGUAGUAUCAUGGUUUGGGGAUGCUUUGCUGCAUCAGGACCUGGACGCCUUGCCAUCAUUGAAGGAACCAUGAAUUCUGCUCUGUAUCAGAGAAUUCUACAGGAGAAUGUCAGGCCAUCCGUCCGUGAGCUGAAGCUGAAACGCAGCUGGGUCAUGCAGCAAGACAAUCAUCCGAAACACGCAAGCAAGUCUACAUCAGAAUGGUUGAAGAACAAGAAAUUUAAAGUUUUGGAAUGGCCUAAUCAAAGUCCAGACCUAAACCCCAUUGAGAUGUUGUGGCAGGACCUGAAACGAGCAGUUCAUGCUCGAAAACCCACAAAUGUCACUGAGUUGAAGCAGUUCUGCAUGGAGGAGUGGGCCAGAAUUCCUCCACGGCGCUGUGAGAGACUAAUCAAUAACUACAGGAAGCAUUUGGUUGAAGUUAUUGCUGCUAAAGGUGGCGUAACCAGUUAUUGAGUCUAAGGGGGCGAUUACUUUUUCACACGGGCCAUUGGGCCAUUUUAUAAAAAUAAAUAAAUGAAAUAUGUAUCACAUUUUGUGUUAUUUGUUCACUCAGGGUCCCUUUUAUCUAAUAUUAGGUUUUGUUUGAAGAUCUGAUAACAUUCACUGUCAAAAAUAUGCAAAAAUGCUAAAAAUCAGACGGGGCAAAUACAUUUUC
Acipenser ruthenus (sterlet) is the source of this 5914-nucleotide messenger RNA. RefSeq names its product major facilitator superfamily domain containing 9 (gene slc67a2). Gene Ontology annotation, molecular function: transmembrane transporter activity. Gene Ontology annotation, biological process: transmembrane transport. The record is from RefSeq and is a predicted model, not a curated record. Lineage: Eukaryota; Metazoa; Chordata; Actinopteri; Acipenseriformes; Acipenseridae. The transcript has 6 exons. Gene Ontology annotation, cellular component: membrane. Bases 76 to 1416 code for a protein of 446 amino acids.